Molecule: messenger RNA, 1706 nt
Organism: Impatiens glandulifera
Lineage: Eukaryota; Viridiplantae; Streptophyta; Magnoliopsida; Ericales; Balsaminaceae
Product: arogenate dehydratase/prephenate dehydratase 1, chloroplastic-like
Exons: 11
Coding region: 375-1589 (404 amino acids)
Biological process (GO): L-phenylalanine biosynthetic process
Cellular component (GO): cytoplasm; chloroplast
Molecular function (GO): arogenate dehydratase activity; prephenate dehydratase activity
Source: RefSeq, a predicted model, not a curated record
AACAAUACCCUGGAAAUUCCAUCUUCACCUAAUUUUCUUCUGUUGCCGUUUCAUCUGAUCGACGAAAUUUCUUAAACCAGAUCUUCCAUUCCUAUUCCUAACAUGUGUUUGACUAUUACCUAUAAUUUUGCCUUCUUCUUUAUAUAAUUUGCAUGCAUUUUCCUCUCUAUGGUGAAUAUUCUCUGAAUCUCGUAUUAAUUGGGAAUAGAUUGUUGUAUUUUUAUACUUCACUGGCUUUAAAGGCAGUUACAAUGUAUUCUCUGCAUUUAUUCCACCUGUUUGCUUUUUACUGAUCAAUAAUCAACCAAACCAAACACAUUAAAGAUCAUCCAUUCAAGAUUAUCCACCCACUUCAAUCCAGCUAUCUGAACCGCAUGGCUUUAGAGAUACCCUUUAAGAUUCCUAAUGUUUUUCCUUAUCUGGGUAUGACAGAUUCUCGUUCUAAGUGCUAUGAAUCAGUAUCUAAGCAGGGGAAAUUGGUAGCCCGUUUUAAAUGGGGUCAUAAUUACUGUUUAUCAGCUCAUAGGCAAGUAAGGUCUGUUGAAUCUGAAAAUUCAUCCAAUGUUGCUGCUCAAUUAUGGCAUGUGAUUGAUCAGAGAGGCAACAACGGUGUAGGAAAUUUACAGGAGAACUUGAGCUCUCUUCCAAGGUCCUCAUCGGUGACAGAUAUUUCUUCGGUUGAUGGUAGGAAGGUCCGCGUCUCUUACAAGGGGUCACCUGGUGUAUUUGAUGAAGAUGCUGCUCUCAAAGCUUACCCUCAAUGUGAAACAAUUCCUUGUGAUGAGUUUGAAGAUAUAUUCAAGGCUGUUGAACUUGGGCAAGUUGAUAAAGCCGUUCUUCCAGUUGAAAACACUUCAGUCGGAAGUAUCCAUGGGAACUAUGAUUUACUCCUUUGCCACAGGCUGUACAUAGUGGGUGAGAUUCAGUUGCCCAUCAAUUUAUGCCUUUUAGCACUACCAGGUGUUAGCUUGGGGCAGCUAAGAUGUGUUCUGAGCCAUCCACAGGCACUUAGCACAAGUGAUAUUAUGCUGAGGAAAUUGGGUGUUAUAGAGGAAGAAGUUCAGCAUACAGCUGCUGCUGCAGAGCUUGUGGCCUCAAAAGGACUAAGAGAUGCAGCUGCUAUUGCAAGUGUUAGAGCUGCAGAAAUCUAUGGUCUUGAAGUUCUUGCUAAUGGCAUUCAGAAUGAUUCUAACAACAUUACUCGCUACUUGCUGCUGGCAAGAGAUCCCAUCAUUCCAAGAAUAAAUAGUCUCUAUAAAACAAGUAUCGUAUUUUCCUUGAAGGAAGGACCUGCAAUGUUGUUCAAAGCCCUGGGAGUGUUUGCGCUAAGGGGCAUUAAUCUGACAAAGAUUGAAAUCAGGCCACAGAGAAAGAAGCCAUUGGAGGUAGUUGACUACUACCAUAGAGGGAGUUCCAAGUACUUCAAUUAUCUUUUCUACAUUGAUUUUGAGGCCUCUAUGUUAGAACACUGUGCGCAGAAUGCUUUGGGACAAUUACAGGAAAUUGUUUCAUUCUUUAGAGUCCUCGGCUGCUAUCCCUUGUACUCUGGUUCCCAGAAUGACGGCCCUUCCGGAUGGAAUUCAUGUUAGAAAGCAAAAAGGAAGACAGUAACCUCAAUUUAGUUGUAGUAAAUAGUUUUUGAUGAAUAAAUGAAAAUAGUUUUGUGAUAGAAGUUUCUGUAUAUUCAUAAGUAAAGAAAAAUGGUG